CGCUGUGUUUCCUGUCGAUGCGGCUUGCAUCCCGGUGCUUCUUAUUCCCUCCCUUACGUUUUGCAAUGUUUCUUUACGUCCUUUUUACCUGAAUAUAGCGGAGACAUGUGUCAGCGUACGACAGCUGUUGGUGUCAGACUGAUUUGACGCUAGCUAAGAGAAAUGGUGUCGCUAGUUUUAUGGGUGACCAAGUUUCUAGCGAGGCAGCGGCUGCUCUUCGCGUCGUUCAUCGUAAUUUGGAUCGUUGGCAUGGCGAUAACGAUAUGCCUGAUCGGACGUACCGACGACGCCAAGUCCAAGUAUCCGGAUACCACUGCCGCUCUGUACCAUGCGGGACAACACAAUAUGCAGCUUUCCCACAGCCUUACCAAGGCGAAAGCUAUGAAGUAUUGCAAUCCGUACAAUAGUAUAUCGCUUUGGCAGGAAGGCAAAGUACCGAGCAGCAAUUUCACACUGGAAGCCGUAGCCAUAAUGGUGCGUCAUGGAGAGCGCAUGCCCCUGCGGCGAGUUCGCAACCAUCACCUUCUCGGCUGUCGCCAGCCUCCGAGCACGAGCUCGCCUUCCGUUGGCAGGAACAGCCCCUUGCAUUCCUUUGUCAAUGUCAUAACUAAGCACCCCUUGCUCCCGCUAAAGAACAUCUUUGCCACCAUUGCGACACAUCCUAACCAGAGCACAUGCGCAGAGGGGCAGCUCACCUGGGAUGGUGUAGUCCAGCACGUCAACAUGGGGGCCAACCUCAAUGAAGCCUACCACUCCGGUCCUUGGAGGCUCCUGCCUGACGAUUGGAAUGCGCGCUCUGUCAAGCUGUACAGCACCGUCUUCUCCCGCACUUACCAGAGCGCUCUAGCAUUCCUCUAUGGCUUCCUGCCAAAUUUCUCAUUUGACAGGCUCCACCUGGUGCCCUCGCGGGACAUCAACUUCUGCAUGGGGCCGCAUUGCGCCUGCCCGCAGCUUAACACGUACGAGAGGCUCUUCACACGCAAGACGAAGGUCAUGCUCAAGAACCACCUGGCCGUUGUGCAGCUGCUGAACACGCUUGGCAAGGUGCUUAGCCCGGGGGGAAACAACUCGGAGUUUGUUGCGCCGAGGCCAAUCAUGGACGGACUGAUGGGCUUCGUGUGCCAGCGCAAGCCGCUGCCCUGUGCCGACCAUCACUGCGCCACCAUGGAGCACGUUGGCAACGUCAUCUCCUACGUGGACUGGGAGGGCCGACAGCUGUCUCAGGACUUGUCCUUUCGCCGGAGCAGCAUUCUCAAGGCACACUACCUGCUGGCUCGAAUUCACCGAGGACUGCGCGACUUCAUGGAUGGUACGUCCAAGACCAAGUUUUUCUUCUCUGGCCACGACAUCAACCUGAUUCCAGUAGCAUCGACGCUCGGCUUCGACGAUGGCACCAUUCCCCCCUACGCCUCUCGUAUCGUACUUGAAGCAUACAGCAAUGCCAGAAAAGAGCGGUUCAUAAGGGUCCUUUACAAUGGCAAGGAUGUGACUCGUCACACACACUUUUGUAGGAGCAUUCGUGCUGGCGUUGACACAGAGCUGUGUCCGUUUGGCAAUUUCACCACUUUCAUGCAGCAAGACGUGUUCAAGCUGUUCUCGGCUAAAAGCUUCGCAGCAGCUUGUGGCCUUGAUGGCACACACUCUACGCCUACGGCUACGAGUCCUGCCUAAGGAUUAAUGGCCAAAUUAUUGGAGAAGCACUUAAGAUGCAGUGGUGCAUCUGUAUAUGCCAAGGAAGUGCAGCCCUCGCCCAUUUGGGCCAGAGAACAUGCCAGCAUUGCGAUGCACAUGUUAUCUAGUUGGCAUCAUUGCUUUGGCCUACAAGUCUGUAACUUGUCAUCACCAUGCAAAUCGGAUAACAUAUUAGGGCAUUCCAGAUAAUGGGCGUGACACUUCACUGAAAGAGGCCCAGCACUCGAGAAAACUCAUGGCAUCUUGAAAGAAGGCUGCUAGCACACUCCAGCUCCUGCCAAAUGAAUCUUAUCCUGGAAAACAAUAUAUUUUACAUAAUGUAUUUAGGAGCAGCUACUGAACUCAUUCCAAGCAUGAAACUAUGUUAUCAGGGUAAAAAUGUAAUGUGCCAGCAAGGCAUGCUACAAUGACUGCCUAAGCUGUUUGAUUGCGGUCCCUGGCCAAGAAGUCCACUUUCUUUCUCAUUUUUCGCUGCAUUAUAAAGUGAUGAUUUAGGUACGUCCUGUGUAAUUUCACUCCUGCCCUUGUUAUAUUGUAUUUUAAACACAUUCAAAUAGAAAGACCCAGUUUAAAGGCAUUUGCUGCAGCAAUGUGCUGCUCAAUGUAUACUCCCCCAGUGGCCAAUAAGAGAGAAGCAUUUCUCACUUUUAUUUUUAAGUUUUUGCAACAAAAUCGCAUUCGAUUGCUUUCAUGUCCUUUAGCAUUUGGGCAUUUUUUGGCGGUAGCUGUUAGCAUUGCGGACUGGCGUAUCCACCGGCAUCAUGUUCCUUGUUUUCUCUAUACUAUGUGGAUGAGUAAUUGUGGUUACAAUGGCUUUGCAGAUACAUUUAGUCUAAUAUAGAUGCAUUCGUUGCUGGUCAAAUUUAGUGCCUGCAAACGACGUAGUGUAAAAUGCCAAGCAGGUGUGCUCGCACUGCAGUGAAAGAUAACUUGACAAGAUUUAGAAGGAGGGCACUUACUAAGCCAUGAACCAAAAUUCAAGAUGUGCAAGGAAGAAUCUUAGAAUACAACCCUGAAGCACUGCACUAUAUAAAUACAAUAUUAAGAAACCAUCCACAUAUCUAAAGGCUCUCAGAAUUCGGUUUCCUGGGAACCGCUGCUGCGAGAUUCUGUAGCAGCGAAUAGGUUCAAAAGAAAUGGUUGGAAGGGAAAAGGUAGCGCUUGCUUGAUUUGUGGUGUGUAUUUCAAACCUCCUGAAAAAUAGAGGGGGAGUGCUUUCUCGUGAUUUUAUGGUAAUGUUUUGCAUUACCUUAAAAGUGGCACGGUAAUGCGCGUUGCACCACAGUGAGUCGAGUGCCCCAUUUUGAUGCUUACAAUUUUGGCUUGUCUGUUGCAAAUCUGUUACUAUGUACUCGUAAGUUUAAUUACAGCAGUACAAAGAUUUAGUGUGAGCUUGCAAGUGAAUACCUGUGCUUGACAUUGUUUCAGCGGCAAUUUACGCUAAAAAGGUGCUGCAAGCAUGCUGACGCACUCCUGAGUUUUAAUGUUGAACUUUAACCAGAGAUUCCCAAUGUUUGUGAAAGAAGUCAUAAGGAAUCCUUUUGUUAUUCUUUUAUACGUCGGGCAUAAUACAUUCAUUCUGAUUUUAUUGAUUUGCUUACUUGAAGUGCUAGCCAUUUUAUUUACAGGUCCUUACUGUGAGGCCAGCUCGUGUUUGCAACGAAGAUAGUUGCUAGUUUUUUAGUGUUCAUGCAUUGUUGGCCAUUGCUUGUAUGCUACGGGCGGGUAUCGGGCCCUUUUUGUGAGAUUCUCAUUUCGGUAUGCUGUGAUAUGUAUAAUUAAUCAUUUACGUGCAUACAUAUACAUACACCUGAAGUGACACAGGUUCGGCAGCUUGUGUGUGCUCGACAGUUGAGGUACUUGUUGCUGGGACUGUGUGAUCCCUUGCUGCAGUUUUCCUCUUGAUCGUUCAGCCCAGCCAUUUGGCUGAUUGUGGAUGAGAUUUACAUUGUCACCAUUGUAGUCAAGACUUCAAGCAGGGCUGUUGAUUAUUUGGCUUAUAAGUUAUCAUAGAUGCAUGUUUGUCCAUUGCAGUGCAUGAUAGACCACGGUUCCAAUCUCGGAACCUUUGCCAACUCAAGCUCGAUCCAUAGCAGCUUGCUGUGAAGCUGCUGAACCUCUCGAAUGGAGCUACUCUCUAUAAUAGCUGUCGUUGAGUAAGAAAAAAUUAGCUCCUUGCUCAUCGUACAUCAUUCUUCAAGGCGACUGCUCUCUUCUCACUUCAGCGUUUAUUUGUGAGGCUGGGGGAGACCAGUGAAUAUUGGACGCUCUGUAUAAAUGGGCAAGCUUCCUCAGCAAUCUAGGGUGAAAUCACAAGUCCUCUCCCGAUCCCCUUUCUCCUCUUUCUUCAUGCAUGCCUUUGCGAGCGAUGUAUUUCCUUGGCAUCAUCUCAUUCUUCUGGAUUCGCACGCUACAGCAAUAAGAGUGUCUUGAAAACAUGUCAUGGUAUCGGUAUGCUUAACAUUGAGGGCAAUCAAAAGCCACGAGUGAAGUAUACGAUGCUGCUUACCUCGACACUUAUGUUACUCCUAUCUUGAUGAGGCAAGGAAAGGUUAGCACAUGCUCUACAAGUGUCAUGAGAUAUCAGUCUAUUGCACAUUUAAGCUCUAAAACAACUGAGUCAUGUGAUUAUAUUUUAUAGAAAUAUUAACGUUGUAUAAGCUUCCUUUUUUGUGAUGUCUAGUCAGGGAUAAAUACGGAUUUUGUUUCUUCGUUGUCUCGAUGAGUAUUUUCUCGAGAAAGAAGGUGACAGAUGCAACACAGAGAGUUGUGAAGUUAAUGCAUCAGUAGCUAACAUGUCACAAAUUCAGUUGUGACAUGGCACCUUUACAAGUACAGUGAACUGCCUAACCUGUAACAAAUGUAUAUGUAUUUCUGAAUCGCCAGUUCAUGUACAGAUAUGCUCUAAAAAGUAAUGCAUACACAAACUUCAGGAACAAAGUUAAAACCAGAAUAAUAUUUGAUCUUUAUUUAGCCUUGUCAUGAACUAUAACAAAUGAAAAUUUUACCUUCUUGUGUUUGUUUGUUUUCUUGUGUGGCAUUGACUUCACAUGGCGUAGGCCUUGCGCCAUGUUCUCACCUAAAUGUGUACCGUGCUAUGUUUGUGGUGUGGGAAGUUGCACCCUUAGCAAGCACUGGGAAACGAUCAAGCAUAAUUUUUUUAACUGCUCUGCAUCGAUGUAGUUGGCUUUAAUACGUGACUUGCAGUUUGUGAAAAAAAAAAACAUUCUGCAGACAGUUAUCACACCCCUACUUAAGAAUACCACCGUCUUCAUGCCUUCACUGUUGACACGUAAAUGUUCUCGCUACUUAGGGUUGCAUUAUGUAAUCUGGUUCGUGCUCGAGCUAUAUCAUGUUAUUGUUGGAAGUUGUCGUGCAAGGAAAUUGCUUGUGCUAACGACCACUGAUGCCACAAGAAAAGUAUGGAGCAGGGCUGUUUAUGGUCAUGUCCAAAUUUCUGCUGCCACUGUGUGCAAUUCUCAUUUAGCAACCAAGAAAGGUCGUCACAUGGUUCCUAAUUUUAUGCAGGUGCAGGGCACUUAUACGAGAUGUUUGGUUUUAUGUCCUGCAUUUGUUAUCUGACCCCUUUUUGUGACACACACGCACGUGCGCACACACACACACAUAGCCUCACCUUGAUUUCGGCAGUACUGACUGUACCAUAGCCCUUUGGACAACUGUGAAGGUAACUUGGUCUGUGGUACUGGUAAUGUGAUCCUUGAAAAAUUUAAGGAAUUUCAUUCCUCUUGAGUGCUUGUGUGUGGAGUGUUUUGAUUUCGUGAGGAAAGACAAUGCAGUUUCUGUGUUUGUGUCUGUGCUUUGUUUUGUGGAAUUUCUUUCUUGCUGGCUAUAUGGAAACUGAUAUGCCAACUCUAUAUGUUGCAGGCAGUGUGACAGCGAAAAAAAAAAAAGAACAAUUACAUGCAUAGAAGUCUUAUGUUUACAACUGCUUCGUAAAACUCGCCAUGUUGUGAACACGUACACUUGCGUGACUAUGUAUAGCAUGGGUUUGCGUGCUCGUCGUGUUGACAUUGUUGGCACAUGACGAAUUUCUUCGUGCCACCAAGCUCCGUUUUUUACGGAUUGUGUUUCCUCCAGCUGGAAGUGGCCGUCGGGCUCUACUUUUAUGUUCAGAUUUAUCACAUGGACAGUUGGCGCUGCCACUAAAGUGUAAUUACAAUCACGUCUCCGUCUUAAUGUUUUAGUCACGUAGAUGUAAAGAUCGUGUACCACGUAUUCUGUGAGAAACUUUGUCAAGUCUUCUGGUUUGUUGCCUAGAGUAUAUGCCUUGUAUGUACAGAAAUGGUAAUAAAUUGAUAUUUGUAAAUAUGG
This is a messenger RNA of Rhipicephalus microplus (southern cattle tick), 6024 nucleotides long. RefSeq names its product 2-phosphoxylose phosphatase 1. Gene Ontology annotation, molecular function: phosphatase activity. Gene Ontology annotation, cellular component: Golgi apparatus. The record is from RefSeq and is a predicted model, not a curated record. Gene Ontology annotation, biological process: chondroitin sulfate proteoglycan biosynthetic process; glycosaminoglycan biosynthetic process; dephosphorylation. NCBI's taxonomy places the organism in Eukaryota, Metazoa, Arthropoda, Arachnida, Ixodida, Ixodidae.